Messenger RNA from Thyridium curvatum, 2094 nucleotides. RefSeq lists its product as uncharacterized. The coding region runs from base 1 to 2094 and encodes 697 amino acids. The record is from RefSeq and is a predicted model, not a curated record. NCBI's taxonomy places the organism in Eukaryota, Fungi, Ascomycota, Sordariomycetes, Thyridiales, Thyridiaceae. The transcript has 5 exons.
AUGGCGUCGACGGAGGGCGAGAAGGCCGAAAACCCGGCCACUGGCGACAGCGGGCCCGGGACCAGCUUGAAGGACAUUCUGCCCAUCCCGCACGAUACCUCUCCUGUGACAGAGCCGGGAAAGAAGGAAAUAGCACAGACCUUGCAGGACGACCCUUCCCUGUCGCACGCACUUGCUACAGAUGAUCAUGACGAGAAAGGCAUCGCGCAACUAGGCCACGAAAAGGAAGUACGGGAUCUGGGCUGGAACGAGAAGAAGCAGAACAUCGCUGCACCCCUCGUAGGCGGUAUCAGCAAUGAGGAACUGUGGCUGCUUGUCCGCCGUUUCAACAAGCAAAUGUACCAUGUCAAAGCCUAUCCUUAUGCCGUACCUGGAAAUCUGGACCUCAACAUUGCCGACGACGAGGAGUUCUCUCCGGACAAGCUGCGCGCGAACAUCGAGCGGCUGUACAUGACUGUGAUUGUGGGUGUUCUAGGAGUCAUCAAGCACAUUGCUAGGCUGCGUUCAUGGCGGGAGACAAAGCGAACUGCCUGGUUCUGCGGCGUCUACUUUGUCGCCUGGGCAUUUGACCUCAUCGUACCGUUACUCUCCGCCACUCUGAUUGCUCUCAUCGCCUACCCUCCCUCCCGCGAGUUCCUCUUCCCGCCUGCACCCCUCGCACUCGUCGACGCCAAGUCGGGCGGAGUGCAGAAGCCCAAGUCCGGAGUCCUCGGCAGCCAUGACAGCGCCACGGGAGCGCCUGAGAACCACAAGGGCGAGGCUGUCGAGCAGGAAGCCAGCAACUUCGUGAGCAGCAUCGCGUCCGUGGCUCUCAGCAGCGCUACCGGUAAGCACCCGCAAGGCGAUCCAGACUCCAGCGGAGAAGGCGCACAAGAGGUAGCCCCUGACCCGACUGCGAUGGCAGUCGGAGCUGCAGAUGCCAAGGACGCGGCCGAGGGGCAGAAGGCCUCCUCCAAGCACGACAAGACCAAGGUCCCCGUGGAGACCGCCAUGUGGACCAAGAUGCGGCCUAUCAUGCAUGGAAUCGCCGACUUUACCGAUACUUGGGAGCGAUUUGCAAAUGCCCUGUCGCCGACUCCUCCAUUCCCGCGUGACACCUACCGGCUACGCCUUGCCGCAGUUGUCAUGCCUCUCUUCGGUAUCUCCCUGUUUGUGACCUCUUACAUGUUCAUGAAGGGCGUCACUUUCGGUAUCGGCUUCGGAUUCUUUGGCGACCCCGUCAUCUCUCGUGGCCUGAACUGGCUCAACCGCACCAUCCCCAACUGGCAAAAGCUGCUCGAGCUCAGAAAUACUCUGCUCAAGGGUGUUCCGACCAAUGCACAACUCACCAUCACCCUCCUCCGCGUUGGCGAAGCUAACAAGGCACCGCUGCCUCCACCUCCGCGUAUCGACCAGCCUCCUCCUGAGAAGCCUGCCCAAGUCACCGACAAAGAUCUUCGUGCGACGGGUGCUGAGCCGCCUCUCAAUGCCACAGACGCCGAGCUCGACGCAGCGAUGGAGCACGACCCAACCGUGGCGCACGAGACAGACGGCGCCGACAUCAAUGCUGCCAAGACAUCAAAGCAUGGCAAGCACGGGAGCAAGAUUCUGGGACUCUUCAAAGGCACGACAAAGGGCGCCGUCAAGACGGCCAUCGGCACCGACAGCGUUCGCGCCAAGAUUGGUUCUCAUCACGCCAAGGACCGCCUCGGUGUCGUUCCUCGUCCCGGCUCCGACCUCACUUCGGGCCCUGUCGAGUUCAAGGCUCGGUUCAACGGCAAGAAGGGCCACGCCUACAUCAGCACCGCAGCCACUAUCCCCGCUGUGGCUUUCAGCACCGAUUCCACGAUCGAGAAGAUCGGCACCCAGGAGCGCGAAGACCUGCAUCCCCUGUGGACGAUCGCGGUGGCGGACAUCGCCGAGCUGAAGAAGAUUGGCGGGUACGGUUGGAAGGCGAAGCUGGUUGUCGGCUGGUCCAUGGAGCGCGAGGUCGCCGACGGCUUGGAGAUCAAGACGGUCACGGGCGAGAGCUACAAGAUCACGGCCUGUCCGCUGAGGGACGAGUUGUUCAACAGGCUUGUGGCUAUGGGCGGGCAGAAGUGGGAGGCUUGGUAG